Molecule: messenger RNA, 447 nt
Organism: Pipra filicauda (Wire-tailed manakin)
Lineage: Eukaryota; Metazoa; Chordata; Aves; Passeriformes; Pipridae
Product: maestro heat-like repeat-containing protein family member 1
Exons: 3
Cellular component (GO): cytoplasm
Source: RefSeq, a predicted model, not a curated record
UGUGAUCCCUGUGUGAUCCCCGUGUGAUCCCUGUGUGAUCCCUGCUCUCCCAGCUGGCCUACCCGCACCGGGUGAUCAUCCUGAAGGCCAUGGAGACCGUGGUGAGGGACAACAUCGACCUGCUGGACAAGAGCACGGCCAAGGUGGUCAUCUUCCUGGCCUCCAGCGAGAUGACCAAGUCCAAGGACGUGAUCUGGGAAUGGCAACAGGCCGCCAGCAACGUCCUGGUGGCCGUGGGGCAGCGCUUCGUCAACAAGGUCAUGGAGGAGGUGCUGACCAAAUUCCAGCCGGGAAUUCUGCCCCACUACUUCGUCCUGCAGACCUUCGCCAACCUCGCCGUGUCCAACGUUUUUGGAAUGGUGCCUUUCCUCAACUCCAUCCUGGGGACGAUGCUGCCCAUGCUGGGAAUGGCCAAGCAGGACCACAUGAAAUCCGUCUUCUGCUACG